CACUCAAGGGGCCACAGAGCCGCAUGUGGCUCGCCAACUGCAGUUUGCUGACCACUAGGCUAGUAGGAGUCAGGCUCCCAGAGGAGCUGUCCCUGGGACUGUGCGGGAGGGGGUCGGGAGUCCUCUCAGGUGUGGCGCCCCUUCUCUCACUACAUUGUCCGGACAAUUCGCUUUGCUACUUUUCCGCAGGCCGUCCCAUUUCUUUCUUUUUCUUUGUUCUUGUUCUUUCGCCCCAUUUCUUUUGGAGCCCCUGGUUUUUCUGAGGUCUGAGGAUCUCUACAGGACUUGACCAACCCCCCUCAGCCCAAGUUGUAACUUUCCAAAUCCGCUGAGGGGUGGGUGGGAGAAGAAGUGGGUGGGAGUCAGGACAAAGAAUAGCGAAGACUCAGGCGGGGCUCUGGGUGCUCCCUUAAGUCUGCUUCCAGACCUUUCCCCGGAAAAGCAUACACUGAGGCCCCUCUCAUCCACUCAUUCCCGGGUGCAUGGUGAAGGAAGGGCGGGUGGCCUGAAGGGGCGUGGCCAGCCCCAACUACAGCCAAUCCCCGGGGGGAGCUUGGUUGGAGGGUGGGGCAUCACGGGGAGGGGCGUGGAUCCACAACUUCCACUCAGCUGGACCAAUCCCGACCCGAGAGGCGAAACGGACACCCUACCUGGGCCCAGGUGGGCUCCGCUGUGCGUCUCUCAGUGGCUCCGCGCCCGGGAUGGAGGGAGCCCGGCAGCAUCCGGAGGAGACCAAGCCGGGCCGAAUUGCCAAUGGAGCCCUUGGAAAGCCAGGUACCGGGGCUGGCGCAGCCACAGGCCCCCGCGGAGGAGCGACGACCAGAAAGUCCCGGGAACAGCCCGGCCGCGGCCGUGCAGGUGGCGACCGGCGCGGGCCAGGACCUCUCGGGCGGGAAGAAGCUGCCUCGCCUCGCCCCGCGCGCCUGCGGGUGCUGCCCGCCAGCCUCGGCUACGGCGCCUUCCGCCGCCAGUUGUCCGCUGGCCCCGAGCAGCGGUCGCCGGGGCCGCUGCAGCCGAGCAGCCCCGGGACGGCGAGGCGGUGGGAACCGAGCUGGUGCCCUGGGACGCGCCGGGUGAGCCGGCGCCGGGCAACCUGGGCGCCCAUGGAGCUGCAGGUGGACGUGAGCGUGAAGCCUGUGAGUGCGGCCGGCGGCAGCCGCGCGCCUCGCCUGCGCCCUCGGGCGCUUCAUCACCGUCCCGGUGCCCGAGUCCCCCGCCUUCUCCCUCCACGUCGCCCCGGUGUACCCGCUCCUGCCGCGGACCGCGUCCUUGGGCAGCACGUGGAGCCGCGGCUCGCCACUGGCUGCCGCCCUGGGUGGAGCACGGCCUCACGGAGCGCCAGACCAGCCCCACGGAAGGGGGCGCGGAGUCUCCGGGCUCCCCCACGUGCCGAGGCCGCAGUCAGGAGAUGGGGAAGGAGGACGCCGCGCCGCGGCAGCGCGCCGAGGUGCAUGGCGGCCUGAAAGCUCAUAGGGCUGCCCAUGUAUGUACAUGAAGUCCCUGUGAUGCAGAGGAGAGGACGACCAUGUGUCUGACCUUUUAAAAAAAUACUGUAGAGAUUCAAGAUGGUGGCAGACUAGGUGGAUGUUAACCACAUUCACCUCCCAGUACCAAACUGGAAUUACAGCUGAAAUAUAGAAAGAUCAACCUGAAUAACCAACUGUGCAGAAGUCUUAUAACUUACAGAAGAAGCCACAUUGAGACAGAAAGAAAAUGACUGACUUCAA
This is a messenger RNA of Myotis myotis, 1727 nucleotides long. RefSeq names its product translation initiation factor IF-2-like. Bases 702 to 1463 code for a protein of 253 amino acids. NCBI's taxonomy places the organism in Eukaryota, Metazoa, Chordata, Mammalia, Chiroptera, Vespertilionidae. The transcript has 2 exons. The record is from RefSeq and is a predicted model, not a curated record.